AUGUCAAAUAUCAAUUCAAUUUGUAGUUUAGUUGACGAUUUGACAUUUAUCAAAGGAGAGCCCGUAAUAUUGGGUGGACCGGUGCCAAAUGACGGAUCUUUAAAUACAAUUAUUGUGGAGUUUUGGGCUACUUGGUGUCCACCAUGUCGUGAUACAAUACCACAUCUAUCAAAGAUACAACAAAAAUAUCGUGAUCGAGGAAUAAAAGUACUAGGAAUAACUAAUGAAAAGGAAGAUGAUACAGUAAUUGAAUUCGUCAAUCAAAUGGGGGAUAAAAUGGACUAUUCAGUAGCAUUUGACAAAAAUCGUACCGCCAGAAAAGCAUUACUUAAACCAAGUGGUUCCCCAGGAAUCCCUACAGCAUUUAUUCUGGUCAACAAUAAAGUAAUUUGGUGUGGACAACCAGGGCUCGAUGAGGAGUUUGACCAAUUGGUGGAACAAGCUGCGAAUGAAGAAAUGCGGCGCACUACAAGUUCAGCUGGCACUAAUAAAAGAGCCAAUGGCUCAGGGGCAUCUGCUGCUUCUGGCACACGCGGAAUAAAUAAUAACAAGAGCAACAAAGAUACUAAUGGUGGUUCUAGCAUAGUAAAAAGCACCUCUAACCUUACUCGUAGCAACACCACGAGUUCCUUACUCACUCCAAAUCGAACUUCAAAUACGAACAGUACAUCGACAACAACACGUUCUAGGGUCUCAAGAUCGCCUUCACCUCGUUUGGGCGCUAUUUCUGAUUCUAUUCCCGCCACAAAUGCUGGAACCUCAAAUACACUUAAAACGUUAACUACGAACCCGCGAAUUUCUAGAUCUCCAUCACCGUCGUCUUCUAGUAUUGGAAAGACUACCUCUAGCUCUAUUCCCGCCACAAAUAUUAGAACCUCGAAUACACUUAAACCAUCUACUAAGAGCCCGCGAACUUCUAGAUCUCCGUCACCGUCAUCUUCUAGUAUUGGAAAGGCUGAUUCUACUGAUACAACCUACAAAUCCGCAUCGAAAACAGCACAAUCUUCUAUUAAGAAUAAGAGAACUUCGCUAUCUCCCUCACCUUCGCCAAAUACUAAAAAGACUUCAUUAAAACAAGCCAUUGAACAAGCCAGGGCGAAAGCUCGAAAAGCAAACAAGAACACUGAACAUGGAGAAGACAAUGAAGAAAGCUCCACGAAAAGUCUAAAAGUUGUUGUAAAACAUGCCAAAACUUCAGGUCGAUUAAAUCUGUCAAAUCGUUCUUUAAAUGAAAUUCCUGAAGAAGUUUGGAAAAUGUAUGAAACAGAUCCUUCCGAGAUCAAUUUGGAUUUUGGUGCUGCUAGUUCGGAUAUAUGGUACGAAGCUGUUGAUUUAACGCGAAUGGUGAUUGCUGAUAAUCAUUUGCAAUCAAUUGAUAAAAGAAUAGCCGAAUUUCGUUCGCUGGUUUUUCUAGAUCUUCACAAUAAUAAAUUAUCCACUCUCCCGGAUGAGUUUAGUGAAUUAUCAAAUUUAGGCACAUUAAACUUAUCUAUCAAUGAAUUCACUGAACUUCCAAAAUGUUUGACUUCUCUUUUAUCACUGAUUGAUCUCCAACUCUCGUCCAACAAGUUGUCGGGAACUUUAGAUCCAUCGUUUGGGAAUUUGUCAAAGCUUGAAUUCCUUGAUAUAUCUUGUAAUGAGAUCACCGGAUUACCCGAGGAAAUCCGCAAUUUGAAGAAUCUUCGGAAGUUAAUAUUGAAGAAGAAUAAACUAAAAGAGCUUCCGGGAGCUGCAUUAAGUGGAAUGAUUAGAUUAGAAGAGUUAGAAGCUAAUGAAAAUCAAUUGGAAAAAAUAUUUUAUGGACUUGAUGAUGCGCAAGUGAGUCUACCUUAUCUCAAACGAUUAGAUCUUCGCCAAAAUAGAUUGAAGUCUUUAGAUGAAGCACAAGAGACGACAUUAUUUAAACCAUCCAUCACCUUGCCGGUACUCAAAGAAUUAUUAGUUUCUUUCAAUAGAAUAGAAUCAUUAGGGUCUUUACUUCAUACCACGCCUAGGUUGGAAAUUCUUGAUAUUGCAGAUAAUAAGUUCAAAGAAAUUCCAGAGGGAUUAACCGCGUUAAAGAUGCUCAAGCGAUUGGAUUUGGGAAACAAUGAACUCCGUGCGUUACCUGCUGAACUGGGAUUACUGACUUCUUUGGAUGUACUUGUCUGGGAAGGAAAUCCCUUGAGAAAUGCUCCAAGAGGACCGAAAUCGACGACAGCACUUCUUCAGACACUAAGAACUCGAUUGUCCUUAGUUGAUUCUGAGAAUAUGGAUGGACCAACAAUACCUGAAAGUAUUCCUUCUAAUAGUCUAGGACGAGUUGGUAGUAGACGAGCAGGUUCUGAUGAUGCCGCAUUCUCGGGACCUUUAGGCACUAUCACUCUUCAAGCAGUUGCAUCGAAGACAUUAGACUUGUCAAAAAAAUUACUUUCAUCAAUCUCUGAUACAGAAUUGAGUUCAAUAACAUUUGAGCCGACAAGUGUUUAUUUAGGUUUUAAUGCAUUCACAAAUAUCCCUGCAUCUCUUGCAUUAUUCCAAAAUAUUAUCACUACUCUUCAAUUAGAUCACAAUAAAUUGACUACUUUUCCAAGUUUCGAAGAUAAGUCUGUAAUUUUUGCGAAUCUUGUAACGUUAGACAUAUCUGCAAAUCAAAUAACAUCAUUGCCAGAUGAAUCAGAACAUACAGCAUUUCCAAAUCUACAAAUUCUGAAUUUGAACCAGAAUCGGGUGUCCGCUUUACCACCCAAAUUACCGUUUCCAAAACUUAAAACACUUCUUGCAUCAAUGAAUGCGCUUACCACAAUCACACCCUCAACAUUUGAAAAUAUGGAAGUAGUCGACUUAUCGAAUAAUAGCAUUGGUCGUUUACCACCGUUGUUGGGGAACUGGUGCAUUGAUGGAAUGGUUGCGUGGUAG
Messenger RNA from Ambispora leptoticha, 2898 nucleotides. NCBI's taxonomy places the organism in Eukaryota, Fungi, Glomeromycota, Glomeromycetes, Archaeosporales, Ambisporaceae. The record is from the annotation of a GenBank genome assembly.